Molecule: messenger RNA, 2777 nt
Organism: Leopardus geoffroyi (Geoffroy's cat)
Lineage: Eukaryota; Metazoa; Chordata; Mammalia; Carnivora; Felidae
Gene: SPTLC1
Product: serine palmitoyltransferase long chain base subunit 1
Exons: 15
Coding region: 74-1495 (473 amino acids)
Biological process (GO): ceramide biosynthetic process; sphingosine biosynthetic process
Cellular component (GO): endoplasmic reticulum
Molecular function (GO): serine C-palmitoyltransferase activity; pyridoxal phosphate binding
Source: RefSeq, a predicted model, not a curated record
UCACUGAGCUGCGCCGCGCUCUGUUUGACGUAUCUGAGACCCGCCUUCCGGAAGGAGGCCCCAGCGGCUGACCAUGGCGACCGCCGCGGAGCAGUGGGUACUGGUGGAGAUGGUCCAGGCGCUCUACGAGGCUCCUGCUUACCAUCUUAUUUUGGAAGGAAUUCUAAUUCUCUGGAUAAUCAGACUUCUCUUCUCUAAAACUUACAAGUUACAAGAACGAUCUGAUCUUACAGUCAAGGAAAAGGAGGAGCUGAUUGAAGAGUGGCAGCCGGAACCUCUCGUCCCUCCCGUCUCCGGAGACCAUCCUGCUCUCAACUACAACGUCGUUUCGGGCCCUCCGAGCCACAACAUUGUGGUGAAUGGAAAAAAAUGUGUAAACUUCGCCUCGUUUAAUUUUCUUGGAUUACUGGAUGACCCUCGGGUCAAGGCAGCGGCUUUGGUGUCCUUGAGGAAGUACGGCGUGGGGACCUGCGGGCCUAGAGGGUUUUACGGCACAUUCGAUGUGCACUUGGACCUGGAAGACCGCCUGGCGAAGUUUAUGCAGACGGAAGAAGCCAUUAUCUACUCGUACGGAUUUGCCACCAUUGCCAGUGCUAUUCCUGCGUACUCCAAGAGAGGGGACAUUGUGUUUGUGGACAGAGCCGCGUGCUUUGCUAUUCAGAAAGGAUUACAGGCGUCACGUAGUGACAUUCAGUUGUUUAAGCAUAACGACAUGGCCGACCUGGAGCGACUACUGAAAGAACAAGAGAUCGAAGAUCAAAAGAAUCCUCGCAAGGCUCGGGUCACACGACGUUUCAUCGUGGUGGAGGGGCUGUACAUGAACACGGGAACUAUCUGUCCUCUCCCGGAGCUGGUGAAGUUAAAGUACAAAUACAAAGCAAGAAUCUUUCUGGAGGAAAGCCUCUCGUUUGGAGUCCUGGGAGAACAUGGUCGAGGAGUCACUGAACAUUUUGGAAUCAGCAUUGAUGAUAUUGACCUUAUCAGUGCCAACAUGGAGAAUUCUCUCGCUUCUAUUGGAGGUUUCUGCUGUGGCAGAUCUUUUGUAAUUGACCAUCAGCGACUCUCCGGCCAGGGGUACUGCUUUUCAGCCUCGCUGCCCCCGUUGUUGGCUGCCGCUGCGAUCGAGGCUCUCAACAUCAUGGAGGAGAACCCAGGUAUUUUUUCAGUGUUGAGGGAAAAGUGCAAACGAAUCCAUAAAGCUCUACAAGGCAUUUCUGGGCUAAAAGUGGUGGGGGAGUCAUUUUCUCCCGCAUUUCACCUGCAGCUACGAGAGAGCACUGGGUCUCGAGAAGAAGAUGUUAAACUUCUUCAGGAGAUUGUGAAUCACUGCAUGGACAGGAGCAUCGCAUUAACUCAGGCACGCUACCUGGAGAAAGAGGAGAAGUGCCUCCCUCCGCCGAGCAUCAGGGUCGUGGUCACAGUGGAACAGACAGACGAAGAACUGGAGAGAGCCGCACGCACAAUCAAGGAGGUGGCCCAGGCCGUGCUGCUGUAGGCGGGUCCCAGGGCCAGGUGGGCAGUCGCCGUGCGGCACACGCAGGCCUCCCAUUUGCCGCCGAGCAACCUGGAAGAGGCCUGCGGGUACCUGGCAGGGUGGCCACCGACCGAUCACGUGGGUGUGGACUCGGCGGACCGCCACGAGGAGGAUGCUGGUUAUUUAAACACACACACGCACACGCACACACACCUAAAAGCCCAGGAACUGGUUUUUUAAGAAGAAAACUAAUGACAGCAUAUAACCGAUAUUUAAAUUGUGCGGUUUAGUACUAUUCAAAUGUUUUAUGAUACUAGUAUUUUAUAUUCUUUCGUUGUUGCCGUUUAAAAAUGGAGCUUCAGUUUAUCUUUUCUCCCUCUAAUAGUAAUUGUGCGAGCACUCCUAACGUUUCCUAGCAAAGCAUCUCUGCAGCAUUAAAGCUUAGAGGAGCACUUCACCGUCUGGGACACAAAACGUAUCUGUGAGGAUCUAAUUCAACCACGUCUUACGCAGUCUCCAUCCUGUGAAGCCCAGCGGUGGCUAAUGUGUGAGGAAGCACUCUUUGUGCUGUUGCGACAAACUUUUCAUUAUAUUUGAAUCCUAGAGUUUUUAUAUGCAUUUCUAACAGCUUACCUUAGCAUCCCUAACUGGAGAAUGACUACUCAUUGUAUUUCCUAAGUGAGCAAUAAUUUAAAUCAAAUACUAUUUUAGUUUAAUAUAAUUGACCUUCACAGUUAUUGUGUGUUGACUUCUAAUCUGUUUUAGGAAGAGGGUUACUGUGACGAUCCCAGAAUAGAAAUCAUGUCCUUGAUAUUUUAGAAUAUCUUGAAUGUAUUCCUUUUUUGUAGAGUGGGUUAAGGACAUAUAACUACUGUCUUUUUCUAAGCGAAGGAAAAUUAUUUUUAUUUUCAGCUUAUGAAUUCCAAAUAUCUAAAAAUGUGAAUGCACUAAAAAUAAAAUUUUUAAGCUGGACUUUAGCUAUCUGUUUUUUCUUGUGCCGUGUGCCACAAGGUAGUGUGUAAAUAUUACACCGUUGUUUCUUCUCUUAGUAAAGGUAAAGGAGUAAAAUUGUUAAAAAAAAAAAAAAAGUAAUAAUGCCAUUUUUAUAAUAUGUGUUCAUAUUAACAAAUGGUCUUCAACAUCUUUUUAAAUAACAUAUUUUUUAAUGUUUAGUUUCUAUUUUGCUUGAGGUAUUUCGUACAUAUGUGCCUUGUGAUCGCUGCUGCUUUAAAGGAUACAGUACUGUCUUUGGGGGAUGUAUCUUUUCGUUAUAUUUUUUAAUGAAAUAAACCUACAUUCCUGA